CCCGAAGCCCUGUCGCUGUUUGCAUGAGAACGGCGCCCGGCCGCCGCGCAGCCACCUUGGAAGGAGUUGGGGAUCAGUCGGGCUAACUCCGGCCAGCAUGCCGAGGAGGAAGCAGCAGGCGCCCAGGCGCUCAGCAGAGUCUAUUGCCUGCUCCUCUAAUUGUGGAAUCCGAGAUCACUGCUGCAUUGCUCUUCUCCCGUCUUCCCUUCUGAGCCACAGAGGCAGGCUCAGUGCCAAAGAUCAAGACACUGCAACUUCUCCCUGAGAGCGUCUACAAUGUGCCUCGCUGUGGAUGCUGCCCGUUUGCAUGAGUGGUACCAUUUCUGCCUUUGAAUUAGAAACGGAGGGAUAACCACGGUAAACAGCCACGCUUAUGUUUCAGACGAACUGAAGGCAGCAGUAUUAGGAGACGAGGAAGCUGAAGCCAAUGAGUCCGGAGCUGAUGGGGAAUCAUCUUCAAAGUACAUGUGCAAUGAGCAGGAAUUUAGCAAGGAAUCUCCCAGCUACCACGACUCUCCAGCUGCUGAGUUUUCCAGUCAGGAGAUGGACAGCACGUCACACGUCAGCGAAACCAGUGAUCGAUUGGCAGACUUUGAGAACAACUCCAUAAAGAAUGAAGAUGAAUGUAAGGAGGGCGGUGGGCCACCUGAAGAAGGCGGAGUGCAGGAUAGCUUAGAACAAAUGAAAGCAAUAUAUAACAAUAUCCUAUCGAAUUCCUACUGGUCGUCUCUGAGUCUGGGGCUCAACCAGCCAAGCGAGCCGGUGACAAAUGGCGGCAGCAGUAGCAGCAGCAGCAGCAGCAGUAGUAGCAGCAGUUGUGAGAGCGGCAGCUUCGACUGGCAUCAGUCCGCCAUGUCCAAGACAUUGCAGCAAGUCUCCCAGAGCCGGUUUAUGCAGGAGCCGAGCCUCUUCAGCACAGUACAGUUGUACAGACAGAGCAGCAAGCUCUAUGGGUCCAUAUUCAGCGGGGCCAGCAAAUUCCGCUGUAAAGACUGCAGCGCCGCCUAUGACACCUUGGUGGAGCUGACCGUGCACAUGAAUGAAACUGGACACUACCGAGACGAAAACAAUGAAACUGACAAUAACAAUCCUAAAAAGUGGUCCAAGCCCCGUAAGCGCUCAUUGUUGGAGAUGGAGGGAAAGGAAGAUGCACAGAAGGUUCUAAAAUGCAUGUACUGUGGCCAUUCAUUUGAGUCUCUUCAGGACUUAAGUGUGCACAUGAUCAAAACUAAACACUAUCAGAAAGUGCCUCUGAAGGAACCCGUGACACCAAUUUCCACAAAAGUUCUCCCUUCCACCAGGAAAAGGCCGCUGCUUGAGCUUGAGUUGCCAAGUUCUCCAGAAUCCACAGGUGGCACACCAAAAACAUCAUUCUCUGACACAAGUGAUACACUACAGAAAUCUUCAAAUCCUUAUGUCACACCAAAUAACCGCUAUGGACACCAGAAUGGUGCCAGCUAUGCCUGGCAGUUUGAGGCAAGGAAAUCUCAAAUUCUCAAGUGUAUGGAGUGUGGGAGCUCUCAUGAUACUCUGCAGGAACUGACUGCACAUAUGAUGGUGACUGGACAUUUUGUUAAAGUGACCAAUUCUGCAAUCAAGAAGGGGAAGCAGAUGGUUGAAGCACCUCAGACACCAACUCCAACACCAGUAUCAGCUAUCCUAGAAGAUAAAGUCCAGUCUGUUCCUCUAGCAGCAAGUGCUUUCACAUCAUCACUAAGUACCCCCACCAGCGUCUCACCAAAAUUGAACCUUGAAGUGAAAAGGGAAGUUGAAAAAGAUUCUGAAAGUGAUGAAGACAAAGUCAAAGAGAAAGAAAAACUCUGUGAGGAGGAGGAAAAGUAUGACAUCUCCUCCAAAUAUCAGUAUCUAACAGAAGAAGACCUGGAAGAAAAUCCGAAAGGGGGCCUAGACAUCCUAAAGUCUUUAGAAAAUACAGUGACCUCUGCUAUUAAUAAAGCUCAGAAUGGGACUCCGAGCUGGAGUGGCUAUCCCAGUAUUCAUGCUGCCUAUCAGCUUCCUAAUAUAAUGAAGCUACCAUUUGGGUCAUCAGGUAAGAAUACACAAUUGAAACCAGCAUAUAGCAACAUAGAUGGCAUGGCCUCUCCAAAGAGCCAGCCACUGGUUUCACCACCCAGCAGCCAGAACUCUCCUGUACCAAAAAACAACUUCCACGCUAUGGAAGAGCUAGUGAAGAAAGUCACAGAGAAGGUAGCAAAAACUGAAGAGAAAAGUAAAGAGCCAGAGAAUAAACUGUCCCGGCUGAAACAUGGGACACCUUCACCGUGUGGCAGCGAAGCAGGCGAACAACAAAAGUGUGAGUCUUCGAAAGACCCAGGUCCCAAGAGCCAUGAAAGUGUUUCCAACAAUCAGAAGGACACUGCUAAAGAGAGCCCGUCAAAGGAUCAUUUAGAGAAUGGUACAGAGGCCUUAAAACUCACUACAAAUAAUACGUGCACCAGCACUGCAAUUAUUACAGAUCACCCUCCCGAACAACCUUUCGUUAAUCCAUUAAGUGCAUUGCAGUCCGUUAUGAAUGUUCAUUUGGGGAAAGCAGCUAAACCUGCAUUGCCUACCCUGGACCCUAUGAGCAUGUUGUACAAAAUGAGUAAUAGCUUGGCAGAAAAGGCUGCUGUGGCCACGCCAAUUCUGCAGGCCAAGAAAGCAGAGCCCGUGGACCGUUAUUUUUAUCAUGUCAGCAGUGACCAGCCUAUUGAUUUGACGAAAGCCAAGAGUGACAAAAGUGGUUCUUUGGGUUCAGUGCUUUUGUCAUCCACAUCCCCAUCGUCAACAUCUUCUUCAUCCACCGUGACAACAGCAAAGACAUCUGCAGUCGUGUCAUUCAUGUCACAUUCGCCGCUACGCGAGAAUGCCUUGUCAGAUAUAUCUGACAUGCUGAAAAACCUGACAGGAAGUCACACAUCAAAAUCUUCUACACCUACGAGCAUUUCAGACAAAUCCGAGGUGGAUGGUAGCACGAUGGAGGAGCCAGAGGAGAUUUCGCCAGCUCAGAAACGCAAAGGUCGGCAGUCAAACUGGAACCCACAGCAUUUACUUAUACUGCAGGCCCAGUUUGCAGCCAGCCUGAGACAAACCACAGAUGGCAAGUUCAUUAUGUCGGACCUCAGCCCACAGGAAAGAAUGCACAUCUCAAGGUUUACAGGACUCUCCAUGACAACAAUCAGCCACUGGUUAGCCAAUGUCAAGUAUCAGCUUCGAAGGACAGGGGGAACAAAAUUUCUUAAAAACCUGGACUCUGGUCAUCCAGUGUUUUUUUGUAAUGAUUGUGCAUCACAGAUCAGAACUCCUUCUACCUAUAUCAGUCACUUAGAAUCACACUUAGGCUUCAGGUUACGAGACUUAUCCAAACUUUCUAGUGAACAGAUAAGCAGCCAGGUUACACAUGCAAAGCUGCCCUCUGAAAAAUCGGUGUUGCCAUCUCAAGAUGAUGAGACUGGUAUAACCUUCCAGUGCAAACUCUGUAAUCGGACUUUUGCCAGUAAGCACGCAGUUAAACUGCAUCUCAGUAAAACUCAUGGCAAAUCACCAGAGGACCAUCUUCUGUACGUUAUAGAGCUAGAGAAACAGUAGCAUUUACUUUAGUAGCCCUAACUGUUUGCUUUGAGGACAACUCUGAAAGAAGCCUUAAAGCUACUGUAACAACUCUUGGCACAUGUUCUUGAUUUAUUACAGAGUAGCACUCUGAUCUGAACUCUUUUAUAUAACUGUACAGUGUUUAAUGGAAGCACGUAAUCAGCAAUUGUUACUGGUUGAUUACAAGGGUAAAAAUGGUAAGUGUUUGGAAUUUUGUGUAAAUUGGAUUUAGUUGCUAUGUAUCGUUCAGAUGCAUUAAGCUGCAUGCGUAAUGGACAAUUUAGUUAAGCAUUUAAUACUGAACCUGGUGCACUUUCUCAUGUGACUUAAGUGUGCUGGUGUUUCUCAGCCUUUAACCUUUAACCCUCUGAGCACUGCUGAAGCACUUCUGCAUUAAGUUGCAAAAACAAAUUGGCUGCAUUCUUAUUUUUCAGAUCACUGAUUGAAAGUCAUUAUUAAAACGACUAUCUGCAUUGGUCUUUAUUCAGUUCUUUGUCACGAUCUUUGUGCAGAUGACAUUACACAAUAUAAUUUUCAAAUGUAUUAUUUAAUAGAAGUGAACCAACCAUGUUCAGAGCUCAAAUGAAUAGGCAUUGCUCGAAGGGUUAAUAAAAUUUAAAAAAAACAACUUGUACUGUAUUCCUUCAACAGUAAUAUACAAAAUCCUUCAAAAGGUUUAUGCUAUGAGAUCCUGCUACAAAUGUAAAAAGGCAUUCCAUGAUGUAACCUCCUUUACUUAUUUAUGAGCACUCUCACUUGUUAUUUUAAUGAUCAUCAUGUGUAGAAUGCCUUUGAUUGGUAAGUUUUGUUCUGCCUAAUUAUCCUCCCAUGAUUCCCUACUGCAUCUUUAUAUUUUGGCAUAUAAAAGGUAACCCGUGGUUACCAGCACACUGAGUGAGUCUGUUCAUCUCCAUUUUUUUUUCAGUUAAUUUGCAGAAAUAACUGACAGCUGACACCAUACACGAAUAUAUGUAUAAAAUAGGCAUGUAAACAGCACAGAUAGUGAAAUGCACUCUGUGCCCUGUUUUGUUGCUGGAACUGAAACACCGUUAUUGUCAUUCACAUAACUUUUUUAACUGCACCAUUAAAACAUUUUACAAUAAUUUUGUGUUGUUUCCACACUAUAGUCCACAUUUAGGGUGCUACAGGUAACAAGCACAUUGCCAGUGAAGAUAUUACAUAUUCCAAGCUGGAGUUUGAGUGGGAUUAUGGCCCUGUCAGGCAAAGGUUUUGCUCAAAACAUUACUUGUCAGAUAACUAGAGCACUUACAGAGAGAUGCUUUAGGGGUUAGCACCUUUCGAAAGGCCUUAAUUCACAGGUGCGCGAAGAAGACCUAACUGUAACCCCACCCAAGGACUAGCUUGUCCCCACAACAUGUAUAUCUUCUAGCCGUCACAUUCACCCAGUAUCUUAAAAUAACAUUUGUGAUAAAUGUGCAAUUUACCUAAUUUAUGGCACUAUGAUGUGCUCAGGGCUACAUACAAGAUGAAAAUCUGAAAUGGAGCUUGAACAGUGCACUUCACAACAAGAAAUCAAUAUGCCAUGGCUUAGAGAGCUAUCUGCUAAGAUAAAAUUAGCAGAAACCAUCUACCAAGGAACAUCAGUCCUGUCUGUGACCACAGAGUGGUUAUAGUAAACCAAAGGAUAACUUAAUAAAGGAUUAGUAACUCACAAACAAAACUACCAACAUUUGUGCAUGCAGUCUCAGUUUUUGUAAUAAUAUUUUAUGUCCUGUACAUAAUGAUCUUUUCAAUGAUCUUGACUUUGUCCCAGUCAACUGUCUCUUUUGCAGGCGAUGCACCAGCUCUGGAUGACAGGGAGCCAUGAGUUAUUUUUAAAAAUUGGGCAUAAUCUAAAGUCACCAUACCCAGCAAGCUUGACUAUGAUACUAACAAACAUCUAAUGAGUGGUUACUUGAUGAAAAACCAUGAAGCUGAUUGAAACUUCAGGAUUGCUUCUUGCAAUUGUUCCCCUCUUUUGUAUGUGAUUUGUGUUGCUCAAGAAGCAUAGAGAUUUCUCUGAAAUUCUUCCCUCUCCUCUUUACCAGAAACACUAUAUAUACUGGACAGCUUUCACAAUCAGCUUAAACGUUUAAUCCCACCUUUGUAUUUCCUGGACUUUAAAUGGAUUUUUAAUUGUCACCUGCUUUCCAUGGUCAAAUGCAAUGGCUAUACACACUGUGCAUAUAUUCUGUACAUGUUAACAGGCGAAUUCUGGUUGUUUUAUAUAUUUGAGAAUUUAAUUACACAGUUUCUAGGUUUCUGCUGAGCCGUGUUCUUAAACAUGUAAAACAGGAGCGGUAGCUGCAAUUAACCUGAGUAUUAAAUUCAGAAAGUAGCUGCAAUUUGAAUUCCAUGUAAAGUCAACAUUGUCAUCUUAAUUUCCUUAAAAUUGUUUAUUUAAAUUUUGUUACAAUGUCGACAUUUUUUCUACUGAAAAUAUUUUAUAUGUUAACAUAAUCGAUUAUUGUACAAAAGCACUCUGGACCACUGCAACAAAGAACAGUGUAUGAAUGUAACAGGAUACAAUAAAAAGAAAUAUACAUGUUGCA
This is a messenger RNA of Hypanus sabinus (Atlantic stingray), 6143 nucleotides long. It is a transcript of the gene tshz3b, whose product is annotated as teashirt zinc finger homeobox 3b. Gene Ontology annotation, molecular function: DNA-binding transcription factor activity, RNA polymerase II-specific; DNA binding. NCBI's taxonomy places the organism in Eukaryota, Metazoa, Chordata, Chondrichthyes, Myliobatiformes, Dasyatidae. The transcript is spliced from 4 exons. The record is from RefSeq and is a predicted model, not a curated record. Gene Ontology annotation, cellular component: nucleus. Gene Ontology annotation, biological process: regulation of transcription by RNA polymerase II. Bases 466 to 3588 code for a protein of 1040 amino acids.